Molecule: messenger RNA, 1531 nt
Organism: Gossypium arboreum
Lineage: Eukaryota; Viridiplantae; Streptophyta; Magnoliopsida; Malvales; Malvaceae
Exons: 10
Coding region: 61-1296 (411 amino acids)
Cellular component (GO): cytoplasm
Source: RefSeq, a predicted model, not a curated record
CAAACCAAUGAUAUAUAAACCCCUCGAAUUCAAAACACAAAAUCCUUGCUAGGGUUUUAAAUGUUAACUUUAGUUCCCAUUUUGUCUGGAGCUUUCGAGAUUCAAACAAUGGCAGCUAGAUUCUUCAUUUCAAGAAGUUCAUCCAAAACCCUCAGUCAACUUCUUCUACCAUGUCUCCACCAAUCUCACUACCUCGCUACCACUCUUCCCCGAAACUCAAGAGGCUUUUCCUCUGAGCCUCCCGGCUUUGCCUCCGAUAACCGUGUUCCGGCCACCGUCAUCACUGGUUUUCUCGGUUCUGGAAAGACUACUCUCUUAAAUCAUAUCUUAACUGCUCAACAUGGCAAACGGAUUGCUGUUAUCGAAAACGAGUUUGGUGAGGUUGAUAUUGAUGGAUCAUUGGUUGCUAGUCAUUCAUCUGCAUCUGAAGAAGACAUUGUCAUGGUCAACAAUGGUUGCCUUUGUUGUACCGUGCGAGGAGAUCUAGUUAAAAUGCUGUUGGACCUGGUUAAGAAGAAAAAUGACAAAUUUGACCAUAUUGUUAUAGAAACCACAGGCCUUGCUAAGCCAGCUCCUGUUAUAGAAACCUUUUGUUCUGAUGAACUGGUUUCACCGUAUGUGAAACUGGAUGGAGUUGUAACUUUAGUUGACUCGAAGCAUGCUAUGAAGCAUUUGAAUGAAGUUAAACCAAGAUUUGUUGUGAAUGAGGCAGUUGAACAGGUUGCUUAUGCUGACCGUAUAAUCAUGAACAAGAUAGAUUUGGUCACUGAGGGUGACUUGGAGAAACUGACUGAUAAAAUCAAGCAUAUUAAUAGCAUGGCUCAAAUCAAGAGAGCGAAAUUUGGAGUCGUUGACAUGGACUUUGUUUUGGGAGUUGGAGGAUAUGAUCUUGACAGAAUUGAUUCUGCAGUUAAAGUAGAUGAUUCUCACUGUGGAAACCAUCACCAUGACGCACAUGGUAGACACCACAAGGAUCAUCAUCAUGACCACUUGCAUGAUUCUACUGUAUCUAGUGUUAGUAUUGUUUCUGAGGGAACCCUUGAUCUUGAUGAGGUUGAUGAUUGGCUUGAAAGAUUGAUGGAAGAGAAAGGGGAGGACCUAUAUAGAAUGAAAGGAGUGUUGUCUGUGAAUGGCUCUGAUCAGCGUUAUGUUUUUCAGGGAGUGCAUUCCACAUUAGAUGGCUGCCCGGGGAAAACAUGGGAACCUGAUGAGAAGAGAACAAACAAGCUGGUUUUCAUUGGAAGAAAUCUGGAUGAAACUGCACUUAGAAAAGGUUUCAAAGGUUGUCUAAUUUGAUAUAUAAACCAAAAAUUGGGGGACAAAAUCAACUACAAACCCUGCUUGGUCCCCUAGUAUUAGUUUUAUUUCGUUAAAAAUUGUAAUUAAUUAAUCUCCUUUUUCUACCUUUAAGGAUGCAUCGCUCUUACAAAAACACGGAAUCAAUAAGCUUUUUAAUUGGAGAGUUUGUUGAUUUCGUCUUUGUAAAACUUCUGAUUUUCUUUAUUUUCCAAGUGCAGAAUCUAUAAAAUAA